This is a messenger RNA of Ostreococcus tauri, 945 nucleotides long. Its product is annotated as unnamed product. The coding region runs from base 1 to 945 and encodes 314 amino acids. NCBI's taxonomy places the organism in Eukaryota, Viridiplantae, Chlorophyta, Mamiellophyceae, Mamiellales, Bathycoccaceae. The record is from RefSeq and is a predicted model, not a curated record. The transcript has a single exon.
AUGGCGCGAGACGCGAGCGCGACGAUGACGAGCGCGACGACGACGAGCGCGUCGACGACGAGCGCGUCGAAGGACGAACGGGCGGCGCUCGUGCCGAGGACGAUGGUGUUGGGGUCGGACGGCGCCGAGCGAACGAGUCGAGACGCGCGGGCGAUCGAGGCGUGGGAUCACGUCUCGGUGGCGGUUUGGAUCGCGAACGAUGUGUUGUGGAGUCAGGAGUCGCGAUGGACGUUUGUCGCGAUGGCGCUCGUCGUCGGGUUGUUCACGAGGAACGCGUACACGGCGAGGCAAAACGCGAACGAGUUCAGACACGCGUUGGCGGUGAUGUUCUGGCUCGUGGGAGCGAACAGCGUGUGGGUGUAUCAGGACUUUUACGGCUCGGUGUGGUAUUUAGAGAUUUGGUGUCUGUGCUGCUUCGGGGCGAGCAUCGCGAUAGAGUUGGUGCAGUUGGCGAAGUGCGCGUUCAGGAAGGGGACGGCGGAUGAAGAGCAAAGUGGUAACGUGGAGGUGUCGGAUGCGUUCCAGUCGGUGGCUGUUCUAUCCUGGGCCGCGCACGAUGCGUCAGUAUUCACGUACUACAAUCUCAGCGAAGUGUCGAGGUAUUACUGCCGCGUGUCGUGGUGGACAAUGUCCAUCGUCAUCAUAGCGCAGGUGACGUACUACCUCUGGUUUCAGAUGAGGAUGCUGUACUCCAAGCCGGAUAGCAGCGGCGCGGAUUAUGCUCUGGCGCUAUUUUCGUGGUCGAUUGGAUGCAUCUUGUGGGAGUACGGCGACUUUUACAUGCCCGAAGUGCAGGAUCCGGCGCCAGUGUUUGAGUUGCCGAAGGACGUGCGUAAUUUCAGAUGGAUCGCCUUUUGGAUCAUGACAGUGGGUGCACUUCCUCUCCUCGUCUGGUGCGUGAGGCACGCGAUAUUCUUUACCACGCCCAGAGCGAAAAACGAAUGA